Rhodotorula toruloides NP11 is the source of this 264-nucleotide messenger RNA. RefSeq lists its product as uncharacterized. The transcript is spliced from 4 exons. The coding region runs from base 1 to 264 and encodes 87 amino acids. The record is from RefSeq and is a predicted model, not a curated record. Lineage: Eukaryota; Fungi; Basidiomycota; Microbotryomycetes; Sporidiobolales; Sporidiobolaceae.
AUGUCACGGCCGCUCGUCAGCACCAAUCUCGCCACCUGCUGCUCAGUCCUGUCCCUGUUCGGCUUCUUGAUCCUCGGCGCAAUCGGGACGGCGUUCAACGCGGGUGUUGAGGUUUUGCUACGAUCGGAAGAGUCGCCAGAGGAUGGACAUGCAGUCGCAGUGAACUGCUGGUUCGCAUCGCUCGUCUACCUCGCCUUCGCGAUCUUCUGCACGUGUCAGAUUGGUGCGAACCGACGAUACCAGCGUGGAGCGGUGCGGUUGUAG